Messenger RNA from Acanthaster planci (crown-of-thorns starfish), 3174 nucleotides. Its product is annotated as coiled-coil domain-containing protein 172-like. Lineage: Eukaryota; Metazoa; Echinodermata; Asteroidea; Valvatida; Acanthasteridae. Gene Ontology annotation, cellular component: cytoplasm. The record is from RefSeq and is a predicted model, not a curated record.
AAGGGGUAAACUUUUGUGUGCGCAAACUUCUGAAGUUUAUCUAAAUAUCGUUGCUGUGACAUUUGUAAAAAUGAGUUUGAAUGACCUAUUUGUCCAGAUUUUGCAGUCUGAGCAGAAGGCGAAAGAAAGGAAAGCCUUGCUGAGUGAAGUUAGAAAUGAGAUAACUCAAGUAAAACAACAAAUAAAGGAAGUCCAAGAAGAAUGUCUCUCAACUCAGGGUCAACUUGUUGUCAAGAUCCAACAUCAGACAGAAGCUGAGUUGUCAGUGGUGUGGUUGAGACACAAAGAGGGUAUUCUCAAAGAUCAGCUGGCCCGAGCGUUGAAGGAAAGAGACUCCAAUGCACAGGAACUGAAGUCCUUAGAAGCUGUACAGACUAAGGAACAGGAGGACUUCAGCCGAGAGAUUGCCAACUUCAACCAGGCCUAUGGCCUGUGCGGAGAUGGUAAGGAGCAGAGGGAGUCCGAGGCCAGACAACAACUCCAAGAGUUGAAAAACGAAGAGGAAAAAUUACUGACAGAAAUAAUGCAUCCAGAAGUGUCUGAGUACCGUAACACCAAAGCUGCACUGAGGAAACUCAAUGAAGAAAAGAAGAAACUGGAAUCAGAAGUACAUCAUCUCCAAGACACCUUACAAGGAUUGCAUGAGCAAUUGGAUCAAAAACAGUCUAUUACAAAGAAACUUGAAAGAGUUAAAAGUGAAGUUGCGACUCUCCCUCAAAAUGAUCCUGAGUUCUUAAGACUGCGCAGCAAACUGGAAGCUUGCCACGAGGAGGGCUUGGAAGCCAUAUGCCAGGCCCUGCAGCAGGAGGUGGAUCGGCUGCAGCGCCAACGUUGGCAGCAGCAGCUGCAGCUGCAGCGACUGUCCAGCCAGGCCGGCGGCUCCGGUGCUGGUACUGCUGCUGGUGCCAGCUCAGAGCAGCAGAAUCCAAGCCCUGGCAAGAGGAAGGCACAGAAGAGACAGGUUCAGCCGAGCUCACUGUCCUCUUCCAACCAAACGGACUCAGUCAACACGUGGAGCAGCUUCCGUGUGACAUGUCCGAUGCAGCCAACUCCGUCCCCUCAGGAUGCCAAUCCACCGGCCGCCCCCCCACAAACCCAAGCCAGGACUGCUGAUGGCCACCACCCUGCUGGGCCUAGUGCCACAUCCCAGCCCAGCACAGCCCCCUGUAUAAAGAAGGAGCCUUCAUUCCAUCCUGGAGGGGUGAGCAAACCAAACUGGGCAAAGCUGACGAGGGGCGCCAAGAAACAGAGUGCUUCAAAAUCACAGAAACCAGAUUCCAACAACACCAUCAAGCGGUUCCUCUUCUUGCAGACCGGUCAAUCUGACCGAGCACCGUCGACGGAAGCCCAGUCCAUCCAGCCAUCGACUCAGGGCUCUACUUCUUCCGUGAUGGCAGCAGAUGACGGCAAGGACGGCCGGGGUGGUUUCUGCACUACGACGGGAACCAAUCCAGCCAGAUUGUCACAGGUUCCAGGAACAGCCAAGAAAGUGCAUUUCAAGUAAUAGUUCAGAAGCUUGAAGAAAAGCAGAUCUGAAAUGCUGAUCAAUGCAGGUUUGCAUAUAAUUCUGGGAUUAAAAAAAUAAUAAAGCAUGAACCCCCCAAAAAAGGGCCACAACGUUGUAUGGCUACGACUCUAUCUGGCAUUAUCUGCAAGGGUCUACUUUUACAACUUAAAAAAAAAACCGAAUCCUAUGCCAAAAAAUUCUAACAGUCAGUGAAGUUGCAUGAUGGGUAAAUGUGUCUCUUGUCCACUCUGUGAGGAAGUGCCCCCCUCCAGGGCAAAGAAGACGGGAGCUGGUGGGGACCAUUUCAACUGCAACCGUAUAUAUUCCAACAGUAAUUGGUAAUCCCAAGUGUGCAUGCACCUGUGUGCCAACCUUGCAUGGACUCGUGAACAAAAGCAGUCCUCAGACUGCAUGUUGUGCAAACAUUGUGUGGACUUUGAAGCCAGCUCCACACGAGAUUAUCCUCUUUCUGGUAAACAGCUGUAGAGCUUCAAAGAGUGUUCACGAUGCAAGAAGAAGGCACAUUUUCCACCAAGUUUUCUUCACACAAAACAAAAUUAGGAAUGUCCACGCUAGGUCGGUAAGAUAAAUGAGGUGCGUCCCCACUGUACGGACAUGACUACUAUGUAAAACACAGCAUUUCUUGUUCAUACAUGGAGCGAAAUGUAUCAACCCCAUCCAUGUAGUCACCUGGGCAAAAUACGGCAAGCAAAGGCUGAUUUGAAUAAACAAGAGAACACUUUAAUAUCAUCAAUGCAGUUUAUGGAUAGUGUACAGUUCUUUACAUAUAAUCUGUAAAAAUUAAUAAUUCAUGGAAGUAUUAACCAAUUUACAUCAGCAUGGACACAGAGUCUUUUGUGGUUGUGAUUUAAACUUACACUGCAUAGUGAAAAUUGGGAGGUUAAGCAUAUAAAUAACAGCUGAUGUGCUUUUCAAUAAAUAACGGUCAUUAUUGUUACUCUUCAAGUUCCAAGAAUCUUUCUACAAAACUCAAAUGUUCAUUUUGUUUAACUGGAACAAUGUAUUACAAGAGGAGGAGAAAAACUUUGACGAGUUUGAAAUGAUUGUUUAAAAACUGCGAGAAAAAUACAACAAAGACUUUUAUUUCUAGAAAUAAGUGUAGAUGACCAGCGUCUAUAAGGUGUUUUGACUAGUAGUGCUGGGCUCGUUAAUUGUAAAUAUACAAAAGAAAAACAAUUGGUUUCAAUGUUAUCAUUGUUAUGGAAAUACUGACCUUAACGUGGUCUUUUCAAAGAAAUAUGUAAAUAAAAAAGAUACAAAAGUCGUUCCUUUCAUUGCUUAAUGAUUUGCAUAGAAAACUAAAUGUAAACCGUUACGAAAAUAGCAUACAAAUGGUUGGUCCAAUAAGUAACAUACAAUUUCUUGAGUUCUGUACACCCAAAAAAAGUUCAUGAGAAAAAAAAAUGACCAAUUCGGAAAGCAAUGAUGGUUUUUGGAAUUCUUCGGAAGGUUGCAUUGUUGCAUUAACCUCUGCCCCAAAGAUAUAACUAUUUUAGAAACAUCCUAAACUAAAAUUAAAAAAGAAAAGAAAAUUCACCAAGUCCCAUGUUAGGCAAGUCUGCUUCUGCAAGUCGAGCGUCUUCCCUGAACAACUAAAGGAUAGAUUUUUGAAAAUUCACAGCACUUGUUGCUCGUUUACUGUGGCC